This is a messenger RNA of Chionomys nivalis (European snow vole), 417 nucleotides long. Its product is annotated as dolichyl-diphosphooligosaccharide--protein glycosyltransferase subunit 4-like. Gene Ontology annotation, cellular component: oligosaccharyltransferase complex. The transcript has a single exon. The record is from RefSeq and is a predicted model, not a curated record. Bases 71 to 184 code for a protein of 37 amino acids. Lineage: Eukaryota; Metazoa; Chordata; Mammalia; Rodentia; Cricetidae.
UCCGGCUCAGGUCUCCUACCUCGAGCUGUACAGCGAGCGGUAGCGUUGGAGCCGAGUGGAGCUGGUCAGGAUGAUCACGGACUUGCAGCUCGCCUUCUUCGCCAACAUGCUGGGCGUGUCGCUUUUCUUGCUUGUGGUUCUCUAUCACUACGUGGCAGUCAACAAUCCCAAGAAGCAGGAAUGAAAGUAGCGCUUUCUCCACCCCAGGGUUCCAGGACAUAGUCUGAGGCAAGAUGGAGGGUGUGCAGGGCCUUCACACGUCACUGCAUCCCUCCUACCCAUCACAGCAUACAAAGCAACUACACCUGGAUUUUUCCAAACAACUUUUAUUUCCUCAAAGUCUUCCUUAACUCUAUGGAACAAGAAGCUGCCACUGAAUAGGGCCCAGUAUAGGGGCUGCUUUCUUUUCUAUUCCCU